Molecule: messenger RNA, 6797 nt
Organism: Ceratotherium simum simum (southern white rhinoceros)
Lineage: Eukaryota; Metazoa; Chordata; Mammalia; Perissodactyla; Rhinocerotidae
Gene: TRIM2
Product: tripartite motif containing 2
Biological process (GO): proteasome-mediated ubiquitin-dependent protein catabolic process; protein polyubiquitination
Molecular function (GO): zinc ion binding; ubiquitin protein ligase activity; protein binding
Source: RefSeq, a predicted model, not a curated record
AGACGCUGAGUGAGAAAAAGAUGUCCUGUGAGAUAAAGAUUGAUGGGUUUGAAUACCGAAGGGGGUCUCCCACUUGUUAAUGACCCAGAAACAUUCCUGCCGACUUUCCUGAGCCUUCUCUCCUUUCCUCCAUUUUUCUCUUCCUCUGUUCUGUUCAUGAACUGGCACAUCACUACAUAGAGCAGAAGAUAUGCUGGGCUUCUGAUGAUGGCUGCACUGCAUGCAGCAGCGUGCAGCGUCAAAGACAGUCCGCCUCCCAUGUCAGUGGUCUAGGAUGGCCAGUGAAGCCACCAACAUCCCAAGUCCUGUGGUGCGCCAGAUCGACAAGCAGUUUCUGAUUUGCAGUAUAUGCCUGGAACGGUACAAGAAUCCCAAGGUUCUCCCCUGUCUGCACACUUUCUGCGAGAGGUGCCUGCAGAACUACAUUCCCGCCCACAGUUUAACCCUCUCCUGCCCAGUGUGCCGCCAGACCUCCAUCCUGCCCGAGAAGGGGGUGGCCGCGCUCCAGAACAACUUCUUCAUCACGAACCUGAUGGAUGUGCUGCAGCGAACUCCAGGCAGCAACGUUGAGGAGUCCUCCAUCCUCGAGACGGUCACCGCAGUGGCUGCGGGAAAGCCUCUCUCUUGCCCGAACCACGAUGGGAAUGUGAUGGACUUUUACUGCCAGUCUUGCGAGACCGCCAUGUGUCGGGAGUGCACUGAGGGGGAGCACGCGGAACACCCCACAGUCCCCCUCAAGGACGUGGUGGAGCAGCACAAGGCCUCACUCCAGGUCCAGCUGGACGCUGUCAACAAAAGGCUCCCAGAAAUAGAUUCUGCUCUUCAGUUCAUCUCAGAAAUCAUUCAUCAGUUAACCAACCAAAAAGCCAGCAUUGUGGAGGACAUCCAUUCUACCUUUGAUGAGCUCCAGAAGACGUUAAACGUGCGCAAGAGUGUGCUGCUUAUGGAACUGGAGGUCAACUAUGGCCUCAAACACAAAGUCCUUCAGUCGCAGCUGGAUACGCUGCUCCAGGGGCAGGAGAGUAUUAAGAGCUGCAGCAACUUCACUGCGCAGGCCCUCAACCAUGGCACGGAGACCGAGGUACUGCUGGUGAAGAAGCAGAUGAGCGAGAAGCUGAACGAGCUGGCUGACCAAGAUUUCCCCCUGCACCCGCGGGAAAAUGAUCAGCUGGAUUUCAUCGUGGAGACCGAAGGGCUCAAGAAGUCCAUCCACAACCUCGGGACGAUUUUAACCACCAACGCCGUCGCCUCCGAGACGGUGGCCACGGGCGAAGGGCUGCGGCAGACCAUCAUCGGGCAGCCCAUGUCCGUUACCAUAACAACCAAGGACAAAGACGGGGAGCUCUGCAAAACCGGCAAUGCCUACAUCACCGCGGAACUGAGCACGCCCGACGGCAGUGUGGCGGACGGAGAGAUACUCGACAACAAAAACGGCACGUACGAGUUUUUGUACACGGUCCAGAAGGAAGGGGACUUUACCCUCUCUCUCAGGCUCUACGACCAGCACAUCCGAGGCAGCCCUUUUAAGCUGAAAGUGAUCCGCUCAGCCGACGUGUCCCCCACCACCGAGGGCGUGAAGAGGCGCGUGAAGUCCCCGGGCAGCGGCCACGUGAAGCAGAAAGCUGUGAAAAGACCCGCGAGCAUGUACAGCACUGGAAAACGAAAAGAGAAUCCCAUCGAGGACGAUUUGAUCUUCCGAGUGGGUACCAAAGGAAGAAAUAAAGGAGAAUUUACAAAUCUGCAGGGGGUAGCCGCAUCUACAAGUGGAAAGAUAUUAAUUGCAGACAGUAACAACCAAUGUGUGCAGAUAUUUUCCAAUGACGGCCAGUUCAAAAGUCGUUUUGGCAUACGAGGACGCUCUCCCGGGCAGCUGCAGCGGCCCACAGGGGUAGCUGUGCAUCCCAGUGGGGACAUAAUCAUUGCAGAUUAUGAUAAUAAAUGGGUUAGCAUUUUUUCUUCAGAUGGGAAGUUUAAGACAAAAAUUGGAUCGGGAAAGUUGAUGGGGCCCAAAGGAGUUUCUGUGGACCGCAAUGGGCACAUCAUUGUGGUGGAUAACAAGGCGUGCUGCGUGUUUAUCUUCCAGCCAAAUGGGAAAAUAGUCACCAGGUUUGGUAGCCGAGGAAAUGGGGACAGGCAGUUUGCAGGUCCCCAUUUUGCAGCUGUAAAUAGCAAUAAUGAGAUCAUUGUUACAGAUUUCCAUAAUCAUUCUGUCAAGGUGUUUAAUCAGGAAGGAGAAUUCAUAUUGAAGUUUGGAUCAAAUGGAGAAGGAAAUGGGCAGUUUAAUGCUCCAACGGGUGUGGCAGUGGAUUCAAAUGGGAACAUCAUUGUAGCAGACUGGGGAAACAGCAGGAUCCAGGUUUUUGAUGGAAGUGGUUCAUUUUUGUCCUACAUUAACACAUCUGCUGACCCACUCUAUGGCCCCCAAGGCCUGGCCCUCACUUCAGACGGCCACGUCGUGGUUGCAGACUCUGGAAACCACUGUUUCAAGGUCUAUCGGUACUUACAGUAACGGUGGCCAGCUGGAGACCCCUUACAAAGGUCUUGCACUAUAAACUGGAAUGGAUUUCUCAACGCAGGACCAGGUUAUACUAGACAUUUCAUGCUAGAAGGAAUCAUUGGUGAACUUUCCAAGGUUAUUUCUGAAUGUAACAAUUUCCUUAAAAACUGCAUAUCCGAUUUCUGUAAUUCACCUUUAGGGUUUAAAAAAAGAAAUCUCUUCUACUGAAUCUAUAAAAAACUGCAAAGUUUUACACCUGUGAACUAUGGCAUAUAGGACAGGGAUUUAUGUAGUUAAACUAAUUUUGCAAAUCAAACAAGCAUUAAAAAAAAAGUAGAAUAUUUAAAGGUAUUUGUUAAUCUUGUGAAUGGUAGCUUUUGUGCAGAGCUUCCAAAAACAAACAAAAUCUGUUGUAGUUAUAUACUUUAUUUAUCCCCAGUCACAAGACCCGGGGAUCUUCUAACCUCACUUUUACAGUAGGUAUUACUCUUGUGACAUUUUUUGGUUGUCAGUGACUACUGACUACAUAUAAAAUACUUUAGGAAAAAAUAAGACUGUCUUACAAAGUCUUCCCAGCUGUGAUUAUUGAUUAGCAGGUCUCUUAAGUUGAGCACUUAAGAAUCAAUGCAAAUUUCCCAUCCUUUCUGGGUUAAAUCAAAGAUCCUUUUUGUGUGUUCUUUCACCUUCUCUUUCCUGCUCCCCUUGUAUCAAAAAACAAAAUACAUUUUCAGGGAAACCUGAAAUUUCUAAUGGUUUGAAAAGCAUAUUACACUAGUAAUGCUGCCUUUUGGUAAACAGCCCCGUUAACUCCAGAUUAACGCACUGGAAUAUAAUCACGACAAAGUCACAUUUUAGUGCCAUGUUCUCACGUGUGUCUCUCCUCUUCCACUUUAUGAAAGCGAAAGCUUUACCUCCUGCAAAAUGUCAGCACAUGUAGUAGGACACCAGUAUCCUAGGACAGAGAGCCAUAAGUAGCCCUUUGGAGGACAGAUGGUGUCAACCAAAGGCAUGUGAUUGAUUAAUGGUUUCCCCUUAGAAAGCAAGUGGUACCAAAGUUGUGUUAUCUCGAAAGCAUUACAGGUAAGGGCAUGUUAUGGUUAUUUAUCAUUGUCUAAUGAAUAGUAGAGGCAUUAAAGGACUAUGUAUACAUGAUUAGGGUAAGGUAGAAUGUAUCAUAUAUAUAUAUAUAUAUAUAGCUGAAUCUUUGGUAUAUCGAAAUAGGCAGCACUCAAAGACAGAAGCGUCAUCCAGCUGUCCCUCAGCACGUUCCUUGACUGCGCAGUUUCAAGCCGUCCUAGUAGAGCAAGCCCUAAAGCAGAUUUAAGUUUCACCAUUUUCCAGGAAUGAUAGUAUCGGCUGACUUUUAGUCAGAAAAUGGCCUUCUGUGCUUUCGAAAGCUAAACAAAAACAAUUCAAAAGAAAAAGUUGAACUUGUUACAUUUAAUUUAAACUAAGUACAAAUGCAUUUGGAGAAAUGUUAAGAAUAAUUUAGUCAAUCGUUAAUCUGUCAUUGAUACUAUAAAAUAAGAUGUGGUCUGUUUCCACUGUUAAAUUUUCUACUCAGUUCUACCAAAUAGGAUGUCAUGUUUGGCAUUUUCAAUACUGACUGGGAUCUUUUUCACAGAAAGCACCUUAGAAGUGUACUGUAAGAAAACAUUUCCCACAUGUAUAAUUAUAUAAACGUGAUGUUUAUUGCUUAUUAAUUUAUAAUUCAGUCAUUCUCUUAUAUAGGACUUUUUUAAAUUUAGAAGGGAAAUCUAGGUACUUCCAAUUGUCUAUCAAAGUUAUUACGCCCAAAUCAACCUCUGAAAAAGAUAUUUUCAGGAAGGUUUACAUUUAGGUUUAGUAUUUUUUCAGUUAGGUAGAGUUUUCAAAAUACCUGAGACUGUGAGAAAGUUAUACAAUUCAAUAACAUUUUUAGAAUGUUAAACCAAGACACUGUUUCCUAACAUUAGUGAAAUAAGUCUUUGAAUUUAAACAUUCAUAUUUAAUGAGUGCCUCCUAGGUGCCAGGCACUAUUGUAGGCACUGGGGAUAUAGUGAUGGAUGAAACAGACAAAAAUCCCUGCCCCCUUGGGGCUUACACACUGAGGAGGGAAUUCCAUUUUGCCGUUUACUAGCAUUCUGCAUAAAAGAUAAGCUAGCCUCUUGAUAGCUCCUAGACUGUUUAAAAGAAAACUUUUUACAUUGGUUACAUUAAUUUUAGUUUAUUUUCACAAAAAUGGCUUCAUAUUUAGAUUCUGUCACAGGCUAUUGAUCUUAAGACUAGUUUACUUAAAGGAUUUUUUUGUACAACAUUUCAGUUAUAUUUGUGAAUUUCAAAAUUAACCAGCCGUCAUACUGUAUCAGGCUGGGUAUCUCAAUAGUAGAUUGAAUACAAAGCUAAUUUUUUUACAUGUCAGUUUUGGCACAAACUGGAAUGAAAGAAUAGAUACUUUGAUUCAGACCUGUUCCACUCUCUAUUACUAAAACUCAUGCUAUGGGCACUCCAGGAAACACUUUAUUUUUCCCCAAAAAUAUGUAAUCAUAGAUGUUAAAGUGUAGAUAAUAUUUCACAUUUGGAAUAUAUGUGUGUAUUUACUGUAUCUCUUGGUAGGAAUAUUUUAGGGGGAAAAGUGCUGCUGAUAAGAUAGGAAUAGACAAGAUUUAAAUGAAAUUUUGUCACAUUCUAUGAAAAAUGGUUUCUGGUAAACUGAGAAGGAUAUUAAAAUAAGUGACUUUUUUCUGGGCUACCACUAUGGUUUGAUUUCUCUUUGUCAAGUGUACAGAACCUGUCAUACAUUCAUGAUAAGUAGCACUGAAAAAUUACCCAUUCAAAUUUCCCCUGGGCACUUAUGGCAGAAUACUGCCAGGUAGAAUGUAAUGGUCAGUGGCAAUGCAUUCCCUCCCAAUACAGACCUCCCCUGCUGGACACGGGGAGGCAGAGAGUCACUUGACCAUCCAGAAACACGUGAAUAAAAAGCCUUUCUGACUGUUCGCCGUUUUUUUAAUCAUAUUUAGUAUCUUGAUCAAGCUUUAGUCUCCAGUAACUAAACAAGUCACCAAGUUUCCUCGUUUUAAUUACUCUUUGAUUAGAUUUGAGGCAAAUAAAUACUACAGGUCCAUGCAGCUAGAACACACUUGUUUGUACUACUGAAUAUACAGGGUAUGUCCUAACACAGAGUUGACUGAAGAGCAGUACACUAGCAAGUGUCUAGGGAUCCUUAUCAUUGAAGGGGCCACAUAAAUGCUUUGGUAAUACCUACUGAGUGAACUGGAGGAAAGAGCAAAUAAACAUUAUCUGCAAAUUACUUCAGAUGGGAAAAAUCUUUUUGUACAUUUGGACUCUAUCAUAUCCUCCCUAUUCACCAGCUUCUGAAAAGGGAGGAGUAUUUUUAGUUUAAUAAUUUAAAAACAGUACAUUUCCAGGUAGGGUAAAAUUGAAGCUAUUUGAUGCAAACAUCAUUUAAUUUUGCUUAAAAUCGAAAAUCAUAAUACUGUUGCAUUCUGUAAAUGUUGCAGGGUAUUAAACUUUACAAUUAUUUUAAUAUUUUUGAUAACUAGGAAUCUAGUAUUGCCAUAAAGGAAACUAAGUGCCCAUUAAAGAUUUGUUUGGUAUAAAUAAAUAAUUUUUUGUUUUGUUUUAAAUGACAGUAAGCUACAAAUCAUGACGUUAAUCUUAAACUUUCUGAAGAUGAAUUGUGUGGCAGUGAUUGUAUGGUCUGUUUGUGGAGAAUGUGUGGAAGCUAUUAAUGUUCUAAAAUAGAUGAAUAAAUUGGCUAUGUUGUUCCAAUGAAUGUACAGCACUUCCAUUAACUUUUGAAAGCAACACAGCCUUAAACUCAAUGCUUUUGCUUUAUGACAUGGGAAUGUUCUGUCAUCAACAGAGUGUGUUCUUGUAAUAGAAUUCUGUAUAUCAUUCUCAAUUCUAUAGCCUUUCAAUCCUAUGUAUGAGUAUGAAGGUUUUUUGCUUCCUUUUUUUUUUCUUUUUAAAUUUUGUACAUUCCAUCUUUAUAGGUCUGUUUCAUAUGUUUUGUGUAUAGAACACUAAGUCUUGCGCUCUCUGACACUGAUACUGAUAUAUUCUCAUCAUUUGUUCUUUUAUGAAUCAAAAUGCUGACUGCCUAUUUAAAGAAUGAACGCUGUGCAUCAAAGUGUUUGUAUGUUCGUAGCUACAUACGUACCACAGUAUUUUGGAUGCUUUAGUCUACAAUAAAACUUUAAAUUAAUUCUGUCUUGAAACAUAGGAGAAACAAGAUUCAUGUGUAUAUCUUAACCAUGCAGAAAAUCUCGAAUCAUUAUAAUAAAGCUUGUUUUCUCCA